Messenger RNA from Dromiciops gliroides (monito del monte), 5879 nucleotides. It is a transcript of the gene MIS18BP1, whose product is annotated as MIS18 binding protein 1. The record is from RefSeq and is a predicted model, not a curated record. Bases 213 to 3758 code for a protein of 1181 amino acids. Lineage: Eukaryota; Metazoa; Chordata; Mammalia; Microbiotheria; Microbiotheriidae. The transcript is spliced from 17 exons.
CGCGCGUGUGCCCGCCGUUUGAACUCAACGCGGGUGUGCCUUUCGGUAGCGGGCAAAGAGAGGAGCCCGAGCCGAGUGGGAUAAAACCAUGAAGAAAAUUGAAGUGUUCUUGAAUUCUGCUUUCUCCAUUUUCCCUUGAAGUUUCACUGUGAACAAUUAGUUUUAAAUAAAUUUUCUGUUAAAGUACUUUUUUUCUGGACUGCCUUAUCAAGAUGAUUUCAUCAUGUCUAAAAAGUCCAGAAACACCAAAGUUUUCGUUAAAUUCUUUUCGAAAAGGAAAUGCACCCAUUAAUGCAGUUCUUUCAAAAAAUAUACCUUCAGAAACUCUUACACCAUUAAAGGAUUUAGUGAAAUAUAAAAACAACAAUUUAAAUGACAACAACAAUACAAAUGACCUUGAGAAGCACUUGAACCCAGAAGUGGAACAUUGUAAGAGUGAAAUCAAUUCACUUCAGUCAACAAUAAUAGCUGGUAAUUUUGGCUCUGACAAUUUUUCGGAUGGCUCUGAUGAAAAAGCUAAUGAACACAAAGAAACGACAUUUUUUCUAAAUGAGGAAGUUUUCAAAAGGAACAAAACUUUUGACAUUGUAACCUAUGACUCUCCUGCAAAAAUAUUUCAAAGAAUGAAAACAAAGACACUACAAGCUACACAAAAGCAGUCAUUCAGAGACAGUGCAGCUUUGGAGUUACAGAGAAGUCAAAGAGAUGUGAUCUUGAGUCCUGUUUCACUGGAUAAAACUUUUAUUUCUGGCUUUCCUGAUUUUCAUAAAGUAUCAUCAGAUGGUCAUUCAUUUUCAGGCGAACUUUCUGUUUCUUCAGGAAGAAAAGCUUCUUCCCUAGCUAAAGAGGCUUCCCUGAUAAAUUUCCAGAAUAAAUGUUUUCUUCCAGUAAAACAAAAGAUCCCACAUCAGCAAGAAAACCAAACCUGUCAUCAAACUUUAACUUGUGAUGUUACAACUUCAAAAGAGAGACAUGAAAACAUUUCAACUUCAGUAAUUCUGAGUGAGGCAUUAGCCAUGUCCAGAUCUACCAGGCUCAUUCAGGAUGAUGAAAACAGAGUUACGAGUGUUGAAUUCAGCCUGUACGAUACCCUUAUUUUGGAAAGCAUUGAUGCCGAUGAUGAAAGAUCUCAAAGUCCUAAUAUGAAUGGUAUCUGUAAUGACUGUGUACCUAUUAACACUGGCAGCCAAUUACCAAAAUAUGCCUGUGAAGUGUCUCCAAAAGGAUUUUUAGAACAGGAAAUGAGUGAAGAAAAUGAAGAAAAAAUCUCUGAGACUGGCCAACAGGGUUCUACAUCCCAUAUGUGUAAAGUUUUGGUUGCAGCUCCUAAAACUCAUAUAGUAGCACCGGAGAAAAAAGUCUCUAAGGUUUCCACAGGUGUAUCACACACCGAUAAAAAUGCAUUUACUGCCCAAAAAAAGGAAAUUUGUCUCCAGAAAUGGAUGAUUAGAAACGUGAAUAAUAAUACUGCUGUGUGUGUAGAAGGAAAAUUGAUAGAUACUCCUGACUUAUACUGGCAUAGUAAUGCAAUUGUUCAACGUCUUGACUACAACAGACUUAGGACUCUAUCAGGCAAUAUCUAUAUAUUAAAAGGAACAAUAGACACAGUUUCCAUGAAGGAAGCAGGGUUUCCAGCAAGUUUUACUAGGAAGUUUAUAUUUGGAUUUCCAAAAAACUGGAAACAAUAUGUUGAUGAUUUGUUACAAGAAUUAAGGGCACUUACUAAGAAAGGAAAAAAAUGCAAAUCUGAUCAACAAGAAACAGCUAAACCUGUCUUUGAAACAAGGAUGAAAAAAAGUGAUACUUCAGAAGAAACUGGAACAGAAAUGGUCUCUAAAAGUGCCAGAACUAAAAAUACUACUUUUGACAUUUCCGAAAACUGCUCUGAAAUACCUAUUGAGUAUGAUGCUUUACCUAGAGCUACAGAAUUAAACAUGUGUCAUACUGAUCAUCAUCAUAAAGUGCCUUUAAAAUUCCGGUGUGGUGAACUUAAUCAUCAAAUGAAUGUUACUUUCCAAACUGGAGGAAAAAACUGCCCACGUAAAGAGGAAUCACCUGCAAAAAAUGAAAGUAAACAGAUCACUUCUCCAAAGAAAACCAAAAAUCAUGAAGCUAAAACAAAUGAAAAAAUAUUUAAAAGUCUAAAGAGAGUAAGAAAGAAUGUACUUAAAGACACCACCCAAGAGUUGAUUGAGUCCAGUGAUACACAGUCUUCAAGGGAAGAGUUUCUUUCAGAUACAGAACAAAUGGAAUGUAUGAACAAUAUAGAAAAAAAACUUACAGUCAUGUUAACACCAAUGAAUUCUAGAAAAAUGUUGGAGCAAAAAUGUAAAGAGCAUAAUUUGUCCAUUAGUACCAUAAAAAAAGUUUCAGAGCUUGCUUUGCCAAAGCAUAAUGGUGGCAACAAAGCUGACUUGAGGAAAAAUAAAAACAACAGAUUGUUGCGGUCUUUAGAAAAGACAUUUGGAAGUGGCUUAGUAUACAAAAGUGAGGAUGAGGAAGAUGCUGGCAUAUAUGCUUCAGUUACCAUCAACCAGAAAAUUAAAGUGCCGUCACCUCCAAAGGAGCAAAGUUCUACUUCUGACUCUGAGAGAAAGAUAAGAAAGUCCUUAAGACUAAAGAGAAUUGAACCUUCUGGAAAUAUUUUGUCCCACAAAAUUCAAACUGAGGUGAUAGAGCUCUCUAGUGAAGAAAGUGAAACAGAAGAGGAAUCCAGAAAGAAGACUCAACAUGGCAUGAAAACAAGGCAGAAAGAUACCAAGCAAACUGUAGUUGAGCAAUCAAAAUGCAAAAGGAAAGACACCAGGAAAAGCCCAGUGAUAUUAGAACAUGAGAGUGAAGAGAGCGAUAAAGAUUUUCACUCCAAGACAAAAAAACCUUCCAACAAAACUGUUCAGAAGAUUGGUAACAGGAGAAAGUUUUCAUCAGCAGAGGUGACGGUAUCCAGAAAAACAAAGGAGCAGCCUUUGGAGUCUUUUCCAGAUUUAAUUAAAGAGGAUAACUGCACUGAAAAGGAGUUACAGAAGUUUCACGGGGCUUUGUCAUCUGUGCCAAAACAAAAACACGGUUUCUGGUUAAAUGUAGCCACAACUAGGGGUCCUCAGACUUCUGAGGAAUCCCAGAAGAAACAUAUGCAAGAGCACCGUGGAAGAGGUUCUCGGAAUCGUGCCAUCAAGAAAAUGGUACCCAACCCCAAAGUCGCAAAUGGCACGGGAAUCGAUACUGAUACAAACCAACCUGUAAGGAUAACUGCUAGAGUGGGAACUCUGAAAAGAAAACAGCAGAUGAGAGACUUCCUGGAACAACUGCCUAAGGAUGAUCAUGAUGAUAUGUUCAGUGGAUCACCUUUGCAUAAUCAAAGAAUACAGUUACCAAAUUUUGAAGUCACUCAGGAUGAUGAUUUCCCACAUAUGGACAGAGAUCCAACAACUCCAUCUUCAGUUAUUUAUCCCUUGGCAAAAACCCCCCAGUGUCAACAUGUCAGCCCUGGUAUGCUGGAAUCUGUAAACAGGAAGGACUGUGAUAAAUAUGUGUUUCAGAUGCAAAGGAAGAAUAAAAGUCAUGGUGGUAUGGUGUGGGCCAAUGUCAAGAAGAAACUGGUUGGAUCUGAUUUUACAACUCCAACAUCUAGAAGAAGAACUCAGUUUAACAAAGGAAUGAAAUCUGAUAUUGGAAAACUGUUCAGUCAUACCACAAAAUUGAAUUUUGAUGAAGAAGAACAAGAUGAUUAUUUCUCCAACUCUGAUUCUGCAGAGUAAAAUCAGAACACAUGAAUUCCAGAGUUUAUUUAACACCAUAACACACACUUGUAUAUAAAGUACAGUGCAUUUGUAUUAAUCUGAAAUGCCAGUAUUUUCUCUGUGAGAUUGUUUUUACAUAAAUGUUUAUUUUUUACUUUUCUCUGUUUAGUGUACAAAUUAAGCAUUUCUUUCUACUUUCCUUGCUAGUAUUCAAAGAGAUGCAAAUCUUACUAAAAGUGUAAAAUAGUUUUUUUCUUUGUAAAUACUUUUUGUAAGUGGUUGUUUUAUCUAAUGUUAAAAAUAUAUAUGUAUAUAUAGUUGACAACUCUUCUGCAGCAUUGGUGUUUACUCUAUGAAUGAGAUGUUUCAAAUAGAUAUUAAGAAAAAUCCAUACCCUUAGGUAUUGUGUAUGUACAAUAAUGUUAUACUAACAUUGGAAGUUCUACCUGCUUUUGCCUUUCUGGGAUAUAACUUUCUUUUACCUUCAGUUCAUUUUUUUUUUCAACUUUAUGCUGAACUAGAGUGAGGAUUUUAUACAAUUCAUACAAUCCAAAAUAAAUUGAUUAUAGUUACUAGUUUUAACUUGGGCCCAUAGAUGACUAGAUAAAAUUAUAAAAAAUAACCCCAUAAGGCUUUGGGCAAAUUUAUAUUCAGUUAGAACAUCAUCGGUUUUAUUCUAGGUUUUUAAGUUUGGGCUGUGGUUUUCUAUUACGUGAACUCAUUUCAAAUCCUAGUGAGUAUUUUUCCUUCUACUGAUGACAGUCUCAAAUUAGCUCUUUUGAAACAAGAUUUUUUUCAUUUAUUGUCAUUUUAGAAAUUGGCAUAGAGACCAUCACCUUCAGUUACCGUCCAUAUUCUCCUGCCUCUAGUCCACAAUCAGCUUAGCUCUACAAAUAAAUCUCUGGUGUUUUUAUAUUUCCCAGUGUUACUUUGACCUGACCAAUGGGUGGCAACAGGCUUGAUAGUUUGGAUUUGAGGUGUGAAGUUUUUGGUGGUCCAAUAGUUCCCUCUCCUAUGCGGUUUCUUUUUUUUCUUUUUCUUUUUUUUCCUAUGCAGUUUCAAACCAACCAAAAAAACCUCUGUUGGCUUUAGAAAAAAACCAAAAGACUUUUUCCCCUUGCAAGUUCCUUCUCUCCAUCAUCUUCAAGAAAAGUUUUAGUGAGUUGCAAGGUUGUGGAAUUUAUAGACACUCCAGAAGAGAAAGAAUAAGAUAGACGUGAUAACUAUCCCAUAGUAUUGUUAUCCCUUAAAAUAGGAUGAUGGGAAUACCUACAAAUUAAGAUACUGAAUGAAAUCUAGACAGAUCUUGAAUCAAAAAAUGAAAGCACUAUGUGGAAUCAAAAUUUUAUAGAAAACUCUAAAGGGAGCUUUCAGAUAAUUGACCACACUUCACAAGACACUCUUGGAGGCCUGGGAACAGAUGUGUUGUGAUUUGCCAAAACCACACGAACCAAAUUAGUGGAAGGUUUGGAACCUAGGACUCAUCAUUGUUAAUUCAGGCCUCUUUUCAGUGUGCCAUGCUACCUCCCAAAAUAGACUCUAUGAUUUUAAUAAGUGAGUUGAAUAAAUUCAGGAAUUGCAAAAAUAUUUUUGAUGCUGAAUUAGUGUUAUGUUAGAUUCUGAAGGAAUAAUUUGAAAGAGGGAAUUGACUAAAUUCUCUACAUUAACAGCACUUUCUAAAUGAAUAGUUUUGUAGUGAUUUAGUCACCACCCCUAAAAGAUCGAUCCUUGCACAGAAUUUACCUGGUCUAAUGAGCUAUCACAGCUAGCUAGCAGAGGUAUCCAGACAUGAAAUGCAUUGUGGCCACCAUAGCUGGACCAGCUUGUUAAAGACACAUCAAGAUCACAGUGAAGAUUGGUCCACAGAAUUACAAUUUGCAACAACUCAUGGUAUACAAAGUGCCCUCCAAAUGUGUCUUCUAAAACCAUGCUCUGGGAUCAAGUUAAACAUGAGAAUAAGUUCUAAGAUCCUUGGAAUAAGCCCCUUUAAGAUGACUACAAAUGGCUUGAUUUUAUACAGAAUUUUAAAAUACUGCUUUAUGUUUUCAAACUAAUGACCUAACCCCGCCCCCUUCACUGUGUAGCAUAUUCUUUACUUUUUUUCCUGAGUUCCUUACCAAAUCUUCUGAAUUUUCUCUU